UCUCUACUCCAACUUCUCCGGUCGUCACUUGCCUCCCCGCCACCACCCCCAACCACCGCGAUCCUGGAGAGUAAUCGAGUUUUGGUCCAGAACGAAGGAGACGAUCAAUCGUUAUGCUCUAAAUUGUGGAUUUGUCAGUUUUAUUUGUUGAUAUAUUCCCUUGCUGUGAGAAUUGUAGCUUGAACAGCAAACGAAAUUUGAUUUCAGUCAAUGUCUGCUCAAGCGUUUUUCAAAACUGUGAAACAAGUUUUCCCCAAGAAAUCUGAUGCAGAAAUUGCCAGUUCCAUCUCCAAAACCCUAAUAAAAUCUACCUGGAAUGGCCUAGAUAUCAACCCCUCUCUAAUUUCCAGUAUCAAUCCCCAAGUGGCCCGCAUUGUUCUCUCCAACCCCCAUGUCCCACACCUUUCUUGCUUAAACUUCUUCAAAUUCCUCCAAAAGAACCAGUCUUUGACAGUCAGCAAACCUGAUCUUCAAGCACACAUAAUCCUUGUUUUGCGGUUGUUUAGAGCCAGAAAGUUCAAUCAUGGGAAGGAUAUAUUGAAUGCUGUUGCUGCUGAUGAUAGUCUUAGGCGCCCGGUGUCAGAAAUAGCAGAUUUAGCGAGGGAGAAUAAUGGAAAUCCAAAGAUGGUUGUAAAACUGAUGGAUAUGUUGCUUCGGGUUUAUGUUGAUAACAUGAGGUUUAAGGAAGCUGAGGAGGUUUUUGACUAUUUGAAGAAUAAUGAGUUUGAGAUUGAUGACAGAUCUUGUAUGGUUUACUUGCUUGCAGUUAAAAGAUCUAAUCAAUUUCACUCCAUGUUUGAGUUUUUCCAGAAGAUGGUGGAGGCAAAUGUGAAGAUUACAGUUUAUUCAAUGACGAUGGUGAUUGAUGGAUUGUGUAAAAGGGGAGAAGUGGAUAAAGCAAGAAAAUUGAUGGAUGACAUGCUUUGUAGAGGUGUAAAACCUAAUGAAUAUACUUAUAAUACAUUGUUGGAUGGGUAUGUGAAGAAUUCAGACCUUGGGGCUGUAAAAGAAAUGUUAAAUGAGAUGGAGAAGGAAGGAAUGGAGCUCAAUGCAACAAGCUACACGGUUCUAAUAGAAGGUUAUUCAAACUUGGGGAAUUUUGAAGAGGCUGAGAAAUUGUUCGAGAAAAUGCAGCAGAAAAACAUAGAGCCAGAUGUUCAUCUGUACACUUGCAUGAUUAGUAGUUACAGUAAGUCGGGUAAUCUUAAAAAGGCGUUUUUGCUGUUCGACCAAUUGGUUGAGAGAGGCCUUGUUCCUAAUGCUCACACGUAUGGAUCUCUGAUAAAUGGCCUGUGCAAAAAUGGGCAAAUGGAUGCUGUGAAAAUUUUGCUUAAUGAGAUGCAUUGCAAAGGAAUCAGCAUAAACCAGAUCAUAUUUAAUACAACAAUGGAUGGGUAUUGUAAGAAAGGAAUGAUAGAUGAAGCAUGGAAACUGCUAGAAAUUAUGGAAAGCAAAGGACUUAAAGCUGAUGCUUACGUAUAUAAUAUAAUAGCCACAGGGUUGUGUAAACUGGGUCGGCAAGAGGAAGCUAAGACUUGGUUGUUUUCAAUGGUGGAAAGAGGUGUGAAUUCCAACGUCGUUACUUAUACAACUUUGAUUGAUAUUUAUUGCAAGGAAGGAAAUUUUGUUGAAGCGAAAAGGAUGCUUCGCGAGAUGGAAAAUAAAGGGGUGAAACCCAAUACCGUGACAUACAAUGCUCUGAUAGAUGGGUAUUGCAAGAAAGGUCUGAUGAAGGAAGCUUAUAAGAUUAGAGAUGAUAUGGUAAGUAAGGGACUGAAGCCCGAAGUUUAUGCGUACACCUCACUUCUUCAUGGGGAAUGUAUAUCUGGAAAUGCAGAUGCUGCUUUGAAACUCUUCAAUGAGAUGAGUGCAAAGGGUUUGGUCCCAACAGUAGUGUCUUACACAGCACUGAUUUCAGGUUUGUCAAAAGAGGGCAGAUCAGAAGAAGCUUUCAGAUUGUACGAUGAAAUGAUAGAGGCAGGCCUUACACCUGAUGACACCGUAUACUCUUCUCUUGUGGGUAGCCUUCAUAGUUCUGGACAAAUCUCAUCUUUGAGGACCACUUGAUGUUACCUUUAGCAAACCAAAAAGGAAACACUUAAACCACCUUUGUUUGCUUAAGCCUUGAGCUCUUGCAUGGAGACAAAGACACCAUCGUUCCUGUAACUCAUGGAGGAUUCAAUCUGUGUCACUUCCAUACUUAAACUCAAAACACAAUUUGCCAUAUCUUGACGAUUUCAACAGGCACUUAUAAAAGCCUGGCACUCAACUGUUCAGCUGAACUGCAGGCUAAACACUUCAUUGCAUCAUAGGGCCCUUAUGCUUAAACAACAGGAUGAUUUAUUAGGGGUUUUGUGCUUACAUGUUGACCAUCCUCAUUGAGUUUUGAGUACAUUUUAUGAAAGAAACUAUGGUGUACUAGUUUGUGCCAUUAGCUGUAGUCUUCUUUUUGACGUUUAUUGUAAUUCUCUGCUGAGUAUAGAAUACCCGAGCUGUGAAUGUAGGUUACUGGUUUUUGUUCA
This is a messenger RNA of Ipomoea nil (Japanese morning glory), 2522 nucleotides long. RefSeq names its product pentatricopeptide repeat-containing protein At2g32630. Gene Ontology annotation, molecular function: protein binding. NCBI's taxonomy places the organism in Eukaryota, Viridiplantae, Streptophyta, Magnoliopsida, Solanales, Convolvulaceae. Bases 211 to 2067 code for a protein of 618 amino acids. The record is from RefSeq and is a predicted model, not a curated record. The transcript has 2 exons.